This is a messenger RNA of Nilaparvata lugens (brown planthopper), 1568 nucleotides long. Its product is annotated as holotricin-3-like. The record is from RefSeq and is a predicted model, not a curated record. Lineage: Eukaryota; Metazoa; Arthropoda; Insecta; Hemiptera; Delphacidae. The coding region runs from base 321 to 809 and encodes 162 amino acids. The transcript has 5 exons.
GACACCAGACAGAGUGUUUUUCAUUUUCUCUCCUUUUCCAUUUCUCUGCCACAGUGGCAUGACUAACAUGAUAACCACUGUUUUCCCUCUUUAUUUUGUCUGUUACCUCUCAAUGUCUCCCUCUUGCUCUAUACAUCUCCAAUUAUCAUUUAACACUUUAUAAAGCGAGCCGGUCACUCAGGGGGUUCCAGUGUUACCUUUGCUCUUGCGACAGUCUGCAGACUUUACCUGGGAUAUGGUUUACCUUGGAUUAUGAUUUAUUUUAGUAUCCAGUUGUGAGUUGUUAGUGUAGUGUAUUGUGAUUUUCAGGAUGAAGGUUUAUGCAACAUCUAUUUUGCGUUCUCCUGAUAUAUUAUUUGGAUUUGGCUGAUUCAGGGAAAUAUCCAUCCCUCACGAGCCGGGGUUGGUAUUCAUCCCCAGUCGCUAGCCACGGUUACGGAGGUUAUGGAGGUCAUGGGGGCGGUCACGGAGGCGGUCACGGGGGCGGCUACGGUGGUCACGGAGGCGGAGGUCACGGAGGCGGUCAUGGUGGAGGUCACGGAGGCGGUCACGGAGUUCAUGGAGGUCACGGGGGUGGAGGUCAUGGGGGCGGUGGUCACGGAGGCGGUGGUUAUGGUGGAUAUCCCACCAUUAUUAAGAUAAUCACGUUCGGUGGUUAUGGAGGCGGUCACGGGGGUGGUCAUGGCGGAGGCGGACAUGGAGGAGGUGGAGGCACCUACGUCAUCACGGGAGGAGGAGGUGGAGGAGGUCACGGAGGAGGAGGUGGUCAUGGAGGAGGAGGAGGAGGUCAUGGUGGAGGUUGGUGGUAGAACCUGCUUGAAGUUGGAUCUUUCAACUGAAUUUGAAUUUGGAAAAAUUGAGAGAACAGAAGAAAUAAUAGAGAGGAAGAGGGAUUUAAAGACUUGGACUGAUUUAUUUUUUCAAAAGCUCCUUGAUUUAUGGAAAAUACAUUUAUAAUUAUUGUCUUCAGUACUGAGGUCUAUUACAUUGUAAUUGUAUUGUCUAUUACAUUGCAUUUACUGUUGUUCCUCUCCCAAUAAUUGAUUAUUGAGAAUUAUAUUGUAUCAAUCAAUGUAUAUUAGUAUACAGCAAAGAAAUUAUAUUAUUAAUUAUUGUUCAAAUUAUAUUUUCAUUAAAAAUGUUUGAUAUUUCGAUCUUAUAGCUGAUCAUCAACAAUCGAAGUAUAUUUUUACAAAAUAAAUUUCAUUAGAAAUGUAUUACAAGGUGAUGACUAAUACCAAAUGAUUGUGAUGUAGUAUCUCAUCUAAGUUGAUCUGGUACCAUUACCUAUCUCAUCUCUAGAUGCAAAUACAAUACCAAGAGGGCUUGAAAUGAGUGAUGAUUGUUAUUAUUGGCUCUUGUAGAGAUUAAUUGAGGAAUAUUGGUGUAUAUGAAUUUGCAGUUAUUGAUCUCCACCUUCUUCGGAAAGUUAUAGUAUAGAUCCCAUACCGGUAACUGAAAGUUAUGUUUCCACUGUUGUAUGCUUGAUAAUAUAUCUAAGUAAUCUUGUUACCAUAUUAUUUCAUUAUUAUUGUUGAUUAAUUAUAAAAUAUAAAAUUAUAUGCUGA